AUGGCACAGUUACGUGGUGGUGAACGGCCAUUUGCCUCAAUACACAACCUAUUGAAGAUGCUACUCUCACCUCACCAGUCCAACAAGUCGGCCCCUCAAGAUACCGACAUGGGUGAGGAUAUGGAUGAACCUCCCGAUCACCGCUUUCUGAAUACGUCGAUGAGCAACAUGGACGAGGGAGUCGUUUACGUCAAGUCUCCUACCGCCAUGUCUGACCGCAAAGAAUCCCUCCUCACUCGGGCCCUGAAGAACAGCCCCCCUCUCAGCCCCACCGAGCAGCCGUCCUCCUCCCACGAACACAGUUUCUACCGCUCCUACACCUACACCAACAUCAGCGGCAUCUCCACCGCCGAGCUGACCAGCGAUGGUGGCCUGACCAGUCCGUCCUUAUCCAACACCCCGAGCCCGCCGUUGCCCUCCCACAUGACUAGCAAGCCCUCCUCGAUGGGCGAUAAGAGAAAGGCGGAAGCCGUGGAAGGUGGUGAGCACGCGGUGGAGGCAAACCUGGGUCGCAAGCGAUGCAUCAGCUUUGCUUGCGGUCGCAAGACCGAAGAACAAUCAGCCCAGACCCCGCAGCGCUCGACGACGAAAACCAACGAUUCCAGCCCUACACCUACGGAACCCAAGCGCAAGACCGUCCUGACGUUUGUCUGCCCAGCACGGGACCCCGAAACGCGGAGGGAGCGGUCGCCGACCCGCGCCAGUCCCUUCCGGUGCCGUCCUCGCGGAUCCCCUGCUCCCCUCGCACGCAAGGUUUCCCCUAAGAAAGAGACUCUUCCCGCCAAAGACGUCUCGCCCGAGAAGCCUCCAACCGAGCGCAGAGGUGUCCCUACCAAGGGACUCGGCAAGUUUGAGGAGUCUGAGGCCACUCGCUUCCACGAGUUUGCCAGCUCUGUGGAUGAGGAUGACGAAUGGGUUACCAAGUCGGGCGACUACGACCAGAAGAUCACGCUGAAUGACUGCAUGAAGAAGGAGUUCGCCAUCCGGAAACUCGGGGAGGAAGCCGAGGAAGAGGCGCUCGAUGAGGAAGCCGAGGAGGAUGCUGAGGAUUCUGACGAUGACUCAACGGUUCACGACUUCUCUUCCGACGACGACGGAAAUGAGUCAGACAACGAGGCUGGCUUCGCCGACUCGGAUGACGAAAGUGAGAAUGGAUCCGACUAUGAGUGGUGGGCUCCGACUAGCACGACAGCUGCCACCAGCCCCCAGGCUCCAGACUUCACCCGGUUCACUUUCAGCCGUCGCAACUCGAACACCUCCUUCGACUCCGCCAAUGAUAGCCAACAGGCACCGAAGUGGUCCCCCGCGUUCUCCGGAAAGACUACUGGCCGAGUGCCUAUGAAGAUCCCCAAGCUGCGCCCUGGCACUCCCAACCUUCCCGACAGUACGGACUUCGUCUGCGGUACGUUUGACGAGGACCGUCCUCUGGAGGCCGCCUACAAGUCCUGUAUCGAGCAGCGCCGUUUGUCCAAGCAGAUUAUCAUCCCCCAGGAUAUCGACCCCAGUUUCCCCACCUCGGAUCCGGAAGAUAACGAGGACAUUGACGAGGAGGAUGUGGACGAGUCCCUGCCUGACGAAGGGCCUCGAGGACGCACUGGUCGGGACAGCAGCCGCAAGGCUUCUCCCCGCCAGUCCCCCAAGCGCAUGCGCAUGGUUUCCCCUCCUCCACGCCGCCAUGGUCGUGCAUCCCCUCGUCGCCUAAAGUCCCCCCCGCCUAUGAAGCUGCGAUCUUCUACUCAGAAUUUGGAGACUGUGGAAGAGGUUCCUGCCCAGGGUCUCAACAUUAGCGAACUGGUGCAGCGGCCUUCCAUGUCUCGCACCAAGUCUCUUCCCCGUACUCCAAAUCCCUUUUUCACUAGCCUGGACAAGUCUCACCGCUGGUCUGGCAUUGUUCCAGUGCAGGAAUCGCCAGAGCGCGAACUGUCCCGUACCCGCGAGGUGCACACGAGAGGCCCCAUCGAUAUCGUUGAGGGUCUGGAAAAGAAGCGUCAGAAACGAAAGGAGAAGUUCUGGCGCACCCACUGCCGCAAAGCUGCCAAGGAGCAGAUGGAGCGGCGACCGGUCCCCGGCAAAGGUGCUGAACGGAUGAAGGAGCUUGGCCUCGAAGUUGCUGAGAGGUGCAGAGCUUACGGCGUUGGAGAAAGCGCCCAGCUCGUCCUAUCCGUUUAG
Messenger RNA from Aspergillus homomorphus CBS 101889, 2169 nucleotides. RefSeq names its product DUF2457 domain-containing protein. Lineage: Eukaryota; Fungi; Ascomycota; Eurotiomycetes; Eurotiales; Aspergillaceae. The record is from RefSeq and is a predicted model, not a curated record. The transcript has 2 exons. Bases 1 to 2169 code for a protein of 722 amino acids.